AUGCCUCUCAUUCUCGACUCAUCCUCCGAUUCUUCCAUCCACUCCCAAGCAGAGCGGGAAAAGAGCAGGAGAAUACAUCACGAUGCCGACGUUGUUGUCGUCGGCGCAGGGGUUCUGGGUGCUGCAUUGGCGGUGGCGUUGGCAAAUCAAGGGCGCAGUGUGAUAUUGCUGGAGAGAUCUCUCAAGGAACCCGACCGGAUAGUGGGAGAACUCUUGCAACCAGGAGGCUACGACGCAUUGAUCCAAUUGGGCCUACAACAUACCCUCGAGGGCAUCGACGCUAUCCCCGUCACGGGCUACACCGUGCUCUACUAUGAUGAGUCGGUGGCCAUCCCUUAUCCCACCACUGCGACGGAAACCAUCCGUCCGGGUUCAAAAACAUCAGGGAAGCCCAAUAAACCAGAAGGGCGAUCUUUCCAUCACGGUCGAUUUGUCUCCCGACUACGAGCUACGGCACUGGCGCAUCCUAACAUUUCGGUCUUCGAGACCGAGGCCACCUCGUUGAUCACAUGCUCAUAUACCAACCAGAUCCUGGGUGUCGAAUCUCUGACUGGCAAGAUCCAGAAGGACUAUUUCUUUGGCUCGUUAACCGUAGUCUGUGAUGGGUACGCCUCAAAAUUUCGGAAGUCCUAUAUCCAUCAUACUCCUCAGGUCAAGUCGAAAUUCUGGGGCAUGGAAUUGCUGGAUUGUCCAUUGCCGACACCUCAACACGGUGUUGUGGUCCUAGGGAAAAAUUCACCCGUCCUGCUCUAUCAGAUUGGAACUCACGAGACUCGCGUCUUGGUAGAUGUACCGGAAGGGUUGCCCUCCACAUCGACAGCCAACGGCGGCAUCAAGGGUCAUCUCCAAAAAGUUGUCCUGCCUUCUCUGCCUCCUGCAGUGCAGCCUUCUUUCCAGAUGGCAUUGGAGAAGGGUGUGCUUCGCAGCAUGCCUAACUCUUUCCUGCCUCCGACCAUGAACAGGACUCGCGGUCUCGCAAUUCUCGGAGACGCCUUGAACAUGCGCCAUCCCCUGACAGGUGGCGGAAUGUCCGUCGCGCUCAACGACGUGGUUUUGAUAUCUGAACUCCUUUCCCCUGAGAACGUGGCGGACCUAGCCAACACAGACCUUGUCCUCAAGCAGUUCAGAUUAUUCCACUGGCGCCGGAAAGCCCUGACCGCCAUAGUCAACAUUCUCGCACAGGCCCUGUAUUCCCUAUUCGCUGCGAACGAUUGGCAGCUGAAGUAUCUCCAGAAAGGCUGUUUCCGGUAUUUCCAACUUGGUGGAAGAUGCAUCGAUGAACCGGUGGGCCUGCUAGGCGCCCUCAUUCGACGGCCAUUUGUGCUGCUUUAUCAUUUCUUCAGCGUGGCGUUGUGGAGCAUUUGGAUCCUAAUACAAGAGAAUGGUCUCCUCCUGUUCCCUCUCAGUCUCGUUCAAGGGUUGCUGAUCUUGUGGAAGGCGUGUGUGGUCAUAUUCCCAUAUAUAUUUGCAGAAUUGAGGAGUUGA
Capronia epimyces CBS 606.96 is the source of this 1485-nucleotide messenger RNA. Its product is annotated as squalene monooxygenase. The transcript has a single exon. Gene Ontology annotation, biological process: ergosterol biosynthetic process. Lineage: Eukaryota; Fungi; Ascomycota; Eurotiomycetes; Chaetothyriales; Herpotrichiellaceae. Gene Ontology annotation, molecular function: squalene monooxygenase activity; flavin adenine dinucleotide binding. The coding region runs from base 1 to 1485 and encodes 494 amino acids. The record is from RefSeq and is a predicted model, not a curated record. Gene Ontology annotation, cellular component: membrane; endoplasmic reticulum.